UCCCCAAAAGCAACAAUCCGAAAAAUCAGCUGAUCCCAAUAAACAAACCAUUCAUCGACCACUCGUUGCAGGAAGCAAUUAGUUUAAUUUAAAUUCACAAAACGCGUUCGGAAAUCCAGUUCAGUAAACCACACUUUGAAUCACAACUAAGGGACAGGAAUUACACCCGUACAAAGCGCCACGUGCUUUGAAUUAGGCUAAAUAACGCGAUCGGCAAGAUUGAGUGCGUUGCCGGUGUUUAACAUAAGGAAGAUAACCAAACAUGUGUCGAACGGUGUGACGUUAGUUGGGUGCAAGUUACUGUUUCAAAACACACACACGCCUCGACUAAAACAUCCCGUUUUAGGUGGUGCUUCCGGAAGUGGCGUUUUGGCCUCGAGAGGGGGUGUGAGAAACGCAAUGAACGCGAAAACGUGCCCAAGUGAUUAGUGAAUUUUGGAUUAUUUUUCGUUUUGUUUUUGUGACAUUUGUUUGGCGAAAUAACUGUGCCAUUAAAUUUUGGGGUGUUGAAAGUAAAACGAUGGAAGUGUGCUGUCUGAAAAUGGCAUCCAGAUGCAGGCCAACAAGAAACAUCAAGGACAUUACGCAGCUGUCGACGGCCGGUGCGUCCCACGAUUGCGGUUCCCUGUCUCGAGUCGUGAUGGUGCGGAAAACGGAUCAGCGCGUUAUCAAUCAUAAGGGUAGUCAAAAGGACCCACUAUGCGAGGUCAUCACGAUGGAGACCAUCUCGACGUACAAGGGCCACAAACCGGACCGGACGGUGGUCUUCAAGGAGAAGUUCGAUCUCAGCGGCAACGACAUGACCAAAUCGCUGUCCACCAGCAAGCUAAUGGGAUCGCCGCGUCUCUCGAUCAGCCCGCUGCGCACAGUUCUGACCACGACAACCGAGCUGGAGCAGGCGGGCAAGAGUGACCGAAACAACAACAACACGUCCCCGCUGGUCACCACGGGUCAGUCGUUGUUCAAGGAGCAGCAGCGCCACAAAUCGCUGGACAGGGCUGGGAACAACAAUGUAAGCAACGGGUACAUUUCGACGACGCCAAAGCCAACCCGGUGCUCCAAGAGUCCCUCGAUCAGCAACCUGCGCACCAAGUCCCCAUCGUUGUCCGCGUCACAGAGUUCGCUUCGCAGGUCGAUCUUCAACGAUUUUGAGCUCGAAUGCUUGAAGGCACACAACGAAUACCGGACGAAGCACGGCGUCCUGCCAAUGAAGAUGAACAAACGCCUUUGUCGGUACGCGGAAGAGUGGGCCAAAGUGAUCGCUGCGCGUGGCGUUCUGGUCCACCGGAGCAACUCCCAGUACGGGGAGAACAUCUUCUGCUCGUGGAGCUCGCCGAACGCGAACGUCGUCAUUACCGGGCGGGAACCGGUAGAGAACUGGUACAGCGAGGAACCGACGCACGUGUACGGGAAGGAACCGGCCACGCUCAAGACUGGCCACUUUACGCAGGUCGUGUGGCGAGACAGUCGCGAGCUGGGCGUCGGGGUAGCUAGGAAUAGAUCUGGUCAGGUGUUUGUCGUGGCCAACUACGAUCCACCGGGAAACUACAUCGGGAGUUUCGCCAAGAACGUGGCCCCGCCGGGCGGGUUUGAAAUACCAAAGAUUAUCGUGGACAGGCCGCUGGUCGAUGACUGCAAGGUGAUUACGCCCAAGCCGGAGAAGCACGUGCGCAUCGUGGACGAGAACGAUCCGGACCAGUUUGACGAGUUUUCGCGCGCGAUGCUGCGGCACCACAACGAGUACCGGCGCCGGCACGGCGCUCCGGACUUGGUGUUACACAAGGAACCCCUCCGGGAUGCGCAGCAGUGGGCGGAGAUCCUCGCCCGGGAUGACCGCUUCACGUACCGUCAGAACUCCAAGUACGGCGAGAAUCUGUACUGUUUGUGGUCUUCCGAUCGGCACGCCAAGCCCAACCCGAGGGACGUUUGCCGGUCCUGGUACGAAGAGGUCAAGCAGUACGCGUUCGCGGUUGAGCCGCGGGGCGUCAUCAAGGGAGGCCAGUUCACGCAGAUGGUCUGGAAGGGAACGCGCGAGUUGGGCGUUGGCGUUGGCCAAACACGCAGCGGCAAGGUCAUCGUGGUUUGUACGUACUACCCGCGGGGCAACGUGCUCGGCCAGUUUGUGGCCAAUGUGCAGAAGAAGACGAUUUAAAACCAUCCGUCAGGAAAACAAACACUAGAGAAGCCUUAAAACGAUCAAUCUUUGACACUUUUUUCCCCCACUCACAAAAAUCUCGACGAUCCUCGUAGAUAAAAGUUAUAAACUUGUAAAUCAAUCCACAAAGCAAAUCAUAUAAAAUCCGUACAACAAGCAAGCCUUUAAUCGCAGUAGCUACCGCAGGAGAAUUCGAUUCGACACAUCAAAGCAACCUGAGAAGAGAUGCCUUUACAGCUCCGUUUGGAAGCUCCUCCUCCUCCUUCCAUGCUUCACCGCCUACUGCUGCAAGAGUGGUGGGGUGGGUGGUGAAGCGCACGUGCACCACGUUACAAAAAGCACCUCAGCGAGCCAUAAUAAGCAAGCAAGCGCACCCGAUUCCGAACCUCUUCAUGAACACGUUGUUGCUAUAAAUGUAGAGAAGAUGAACCGAGAGAGAGAGGAGAGAAUAGCUUAUUUUUGUACAUCCACCAAGUCACAGUUUUUUGUAGAGCUUUUGAUACCGUUCGUUGUAGCUUUUCCGGUUUGCUAUAAAAUAAAGCUGGCAAAAAAAAAGUAACGCACAGGGAGUUAUGCAGAGUAAGCAUUUUAACACCGGGUUUUGAACAUUUAUUCACGUUUCAAGCAAAGUUUUGUAAUAAUCUUACCCAUUUUUUAGGCGAUAAAGCGACAUAUUUGGCUUCCUUGAUGUAAAUUUUUGUAUCAAAAUUGACUUAAAAAUUGAAAAAAAAACACGUUCACUUGACUUACAAAGAAACAAAUAUGCGAUAUAUUACGUAAAAGUAUUGAUCAGAAAUCAUCGUACAACAUUAAUUGGUAGAUAAGAGUUACAGACUAUUUAUAAAAUUGUACAUUUACUUCAACGCCAUCAUAGUUGUGUCAUUUUCGAUAAAAAGCAAGUUCAAGCAAGAUUAAAAUAAAAUGUUUUUCAAUAUGCAA
Molecule: messenger RNA, 3094 nt
Organism: Culex pipiens pallens (northern house mosquito)
Lineage: Eukaryota; Metazoa; Arthropoda; Insecta; Diptera; Culicidae
Exons: 5
Coding region: 521-2152 (543 amino acids)
Cellular component (GO): extracellular region
Source: RefSeq, a predicted model, not a curated record